AUGAAGAAAUACAGGAUCUUGGUUGGAUGUCUACAAGAAACCAAAGUGAAACUCGGGGAUGAGCAAGUCUAUGGGGACUAUCGCCUUAUUCUGCUGCCCUCUGAAUGCGGACACUAUGGCCAAGGCUUUGUGGCACACAAACACUUAUCUACUUGUAUUCAUCGCUGCUGGAGAGUCAUCGAUCGAAUAUCUGUACUACAAAUAAGUACCGGACACAAAUCCGGAAUGCUUUCUAUCAUUAAUGUUUAUGCCCCUCAAAGUGGCAGGAUUGCCAAGAAUCUCGACGAACUAGACUCCUUUUACGAGGAGCUAGCUAGGACACUCACAAGUCUGGAGGAUUCGUACAGUCUAUUCAUCGCGGGAGAUUGGAAUGCCAAAGUUGGCAUCCGCUCUGGGGACGAGCAGUUUAUUGGCAGAUAUGGCCGUGGGCACUUUUCUGGCCCAUUUCUGUGA
Octopus sinensis (East Asian common octopus) is the source of this 453-nucleotide messenger RNA. RefSeq lists its product as uncharacterized. Bases 1 to 453 code for a protein of 150 amino acids. The transcript has a single exon. The record is from RefSeq and is a predicted model, not a curated record. Lineage: Eukaryota; Metazoa; Mollusca; Cephalopoda; Octopoda; Octopodidae.